CAUAAGUGAUAGUUAGUUUCUUGAUAGUUGAAUUUCCCGAUGAGAAAUUAUUGGAUGGUAGUAUACCCAUGGAGAUAAUUUCUCAUUUGUGGGUAUUCAGCACAGAGGGAAAGGAUUUUUUUUGUUGGCCCAACAUAAGAUCCCUCUCAAGGAAGAAACUCCUCCUUUCCCACACUCCAUCAGAAGAAUUUCCUUUUGUGGAGUGUGCCAUCAAGAUUCUUUACCGCUCAGGUAUAUAGAUAAAGGAUAUUUACAGCAAUAAUAAAAAUUUUUUAUAUUUUCAGAUGCUUAUUCGAGAUGUGUGGAAAAGCUGAAAGGCUUUCAGAGCAAUGUGGAUGUGUCUGAAACCUCAGCGGGUGAAGAGGUGAGAAAGAGGAGGGUUCGGAGUCGAAGGAUAUCGUCCUCUGAUUCCUCAGAAAUGGAUGAUAUUCCCCCUCCUCCAAAACUUCCAAAAGUAGGUCCUUCAUCGGUGAGACUUGCCAAUUUGGAAAAUACCAUAAGGCAGAAUGAGGGGGUGACUGGAGGUAGUUCCUCCUCAAGGAUAAUCACAGAUGAAAGGGAAAUUCCACAAGCAGAUACGUCAGCAAGGAAGACGGAAUGCGCAAGUUGCGAGAAAAUUUCUGUAUUAUUCGAACGUCUUCUCAGACAGGGAGAAAGGAAUGCAGAGAAAAUUGAAUUCCUCACUCGGAUAGUUUUAAAAUUAACUGAUGACUUGAAGAAACGGGAUGAUGAUGGAAGUUCCAUUCUCACAGAAUUCUCCAUCAUCGAGUCAAUUCCAAGACUGGAGGAGUUCAAUGAAAGCCUUUCGGAUGCAGAAAAAUUUAAAGAAAUGAUCUCACAAUUUCAAGUGCUCGGUGGAAGCAAUGUAGGGAAAAAUGUCAGGAGAAUUUUGGGAAAAAUGAUCUCGAACACCCUGGCCCUUAGAAUUAAUUGGACGAGGAGAUUGGAAAAAUAUAAUUUUUCAAAAUAAGAAAAUAUUUCGAAACUCAUAUUAGGUAAGCAAAUGUAUAUCAACUCAGCUUCA
Messenger RNA from Coccinella septempunctata (seven-spotted ladybird), 1024 nucleotides. RefSeq lists its product as uncharacterized. The transcript is spliced from 4 exons. Lineage: Eukaryota; Metazoa; Arthropoda; Insecta; Coleoptera; Coccinellidae. The coding region runs from base 419 to 970 and encodes 183 amino acids. The record is from RefSeq and is a predicted model, not a curated record.